CCAUCUGUACCCAGUUGUCUUCAGCAUGGAGGAACAGAACCACUCUCCUGGAAAGGAGCUUCAGCAUAGGACACGAGCGGAGUCUCCAGGAAAGAAGAGCUGGCACUCCCAGGCCUAUGCCCUUGGGGCCGUUUCCAACUUUAUGUCUACUUUUCUGACUUUCCCUAUCUAUAAGGUUGUGUUCCGGCAACAGAUCCAUGCCGUGGCGGUGUCAGAGGCUGUGCGACAGCUUUGGCAUGAAGGCCCUCAAUACUUCUACCGGGGAAUAUACCCGCCUCUUCUCUCCAAGACAUUGCAAGGGACUCUGUUGUUUGGGACUUAUGAUAGCCUGCUGUGUUCUCUCUCUCCUGUUGGGCCACACUCCCUGAGACACCGCUGGGCUGCAGGGCUCAUGUCUGGUGUGGUGGAGGCUGUGGCACUGAGCCCCUUUGAAAGGGUGCAAAAUGUACUCCAGGAUGGUCGCAAGCAAGCCCGCUUCCCCAGCACCGUCAGCAUUCUCAAGGAAUUCAACUCUUAUGGGCUUUGGGGGCGGCUGUCACUGGGCUACUAUCGUGGUUUCUGGCCUGUCCUUCUCAGGAACAGCUUGGGGAGUGCUCUGUAUUUUUCCUUCAAGGACCCCAUCCAGGAUGGCUUGGCAGAGCAAGGUCUGCCCCAUUGGGUUCCUGCCUUAGUGUCUGGCAGUGUCAAUGGAACGAUCACCUGCCUAGUUCUGUAUCCUCUGAUUGUGCUGGUGGCCAAUAUGCAGUCCCAUGUUGGCUGGCAGAGCAUGCCAAGCCUGUGGGCCUCUGCUCAGGACUUGUGGGACACUCGGGGCCGAAAGGUGUUCCUGAUCUACCGGGGAGGCUCCCUUGUCAUCCUAAGGUCCAGCGUGACAUGGGGCCUCACUACGGCUAUCCAUGACUUCCUGCAGAGGAGGUCUCAUUCCAGGAAAGAGCUGAAAGACUGACUAGCUGCAGGAAGUGUGGCUAUGGCAACUUUGUUAUCCUAAGCCUUCCCAGGUCGGUCUAAAUAGCUUAUUACUUCUUUGGCUUGGUUACCUGAUACAACCAUUCUUUAGUGUCUUUGAACUGCCAAUGCAUGGGAGAAGUUCCCAGCUACCAGCCUGUUGGGCACAGACAAAGCCCAACAGAGUUCCUUGGUCAGAAAGAGAAAGUCACUCUGGUCUGUCCACAGUUUCAACAGCCGCGGACCAAGGAGGCCCUUAAAAAACUUGUAACCCUGAUGAAAUGUCAUUCCUUUAAGGAGUUCCUUGACAGUAAGAGGAACUGUUGAAAGAUGACCUUAGUUAGCCACUGUGAGUUCUGGGAUCCCUCCAGUUGUCCUUUGGACCAAACUUAGUGGAGGACCAGGGACUCCAGUGUCAAAGAACUAAGCUUGACACUUAGGAUGUGGAUUCCAUAGAACUUCUCAGAUGGCUACAUUUCCACGAUAUUGUUCACUAUUUCUACCACCACCACUCUCACUUCUCAGGGCUGUGGGCUCUAGUUUCAGUCAGGCUGGCAGCUGGGACUAGAAACCCUAAAUUAUACUUGCCUCAACUGAUCAGAUGUCACAGGAACUGAUGGGACUGGAUAUAGGAGUGGGAAGAAGUGUUGUCAUGGGGCGCCUGGGUGGCUCAGUCAUUAAGUGUCUGCCUUUGGCUCAGGUCAUGAUCCCAGGGUCCUGGGAUCGAGCCCCGUAUCGGGCUCCCUGCUUGGUGGGAAGUCUGCUUCUCCCUCUCCCACUCCCCCUGCUUGUGUUCCUGCUCUCACUGUGUCUCGUUCUCUCUCUGUCAAAUAAAUAAAUCAAAUCUUUAAAAAAAAAAAAAAAGAAGUGUUGUCACUGGUUGGGUGGAAAGAAUAGACUUUGAGGGAAGAGAUUUAGUUGCAUGAGAAAAAUUUACUCUAGAUGGCUUGGUGUUAUCUGCCAGGAUAUUUCUGAUAGCAAGGCAAUAACAUUGCCUAGAAACCACUUGAGUUUCCCUAGGAAAUCUGGAAGCGAAAUGACCAUAUCUCUUCACAAAUGAUUGCAUAUUUUAUUGCUGUGGAUAAAUAUAGUGACUGUGACAAAAAGAUCAGAAAUCUUAGCCUGUCCUUCAGAGCCAUUCGACAUAUGGCCCCCAUAUAACUUACAGCAUUUUAUCACACCACUGCCACUUACAUAGAUCCCAUACAACCAGCUAAACUGGACUAUUGUUCUCUCCCCAAACAUGCCAUGAACUUUCCCGUGGCCUUGCUUUGGCCCACACUAUUUCUCCACUUGGAGUGCCCCUUCCUCACAUGCCAGUCUGCCAAAAUCCUUCCAGUUCCUCAAAGCCUAGCUCAGAUGCCACCUUCUCUAUGGAGACUCUUGAUAUCCCACAACUGAAUGUGACCUUAGUCUCUAAUGACACCCCUUUCCAAGAACACUGCAUACAUGGCACUGAUUCCAUUAUGUCACUGAGUUCAUGUGACCCUGUGUUCUUGUUGGUGUUCUUCAAUACCUCCUACUAGACUGUAAAACUCCUUGAAAGCAGGGGUUCUUGUAUGCAUUUUAAAAUCUCCCAUUGUGCCUAGGUGCUCAAUAAUGUUGGCUGAAUUAUUGAAUUGAUUAUCAAGCUGUGAUAUGAUCUUUAUCCUCAGGGUGCUGUCCCUUGUACAUGAAAAUAAUGUUAUUGACUCGCUGUCAGCAAGACACAUGCCUCUGGGGUGUGGUUUUGUUUUCUUUUAUUAGUGGAUUUAGUUUUAUGCUAAUGAUAAUGAUGCUGCUGUAAUUAAUAAUAAUAAUAAAUGACU
Mirounga angustirostris (Northern elephant seal) is the source of this 2753-nucleotide messenger RNA. RefSeq names its product solute carrier family 25 member 53 (gene SLC25A53). Gene Ontology annotation, cellular component: mitochondrion. The record is from RefSeq and is a predicted model, not a curated record. Gene Ontology annotation, molecular function: NAD transmembrane transporter activity. NCBI's taxonomy places the organism in Eukaryota, Metazoa, Chordata, Mammalia, Carnivora, Phocidae. The coding region runs from base 26 to 946 and encodes 306 amino acids. The transcript has a single exon.